AUGGACGUUCUAGAGCCAUGGCUGGCGGCCACUAUAGAGGGAGAGCUGGGUGAGGCUUUACGUCAUGAGGAGGAAGGCGCAAACAAACAUCCAUCGAUUGGGCAGCCCCGAGGGCUAUCGUAUGAUGAUGCCAGUAAUCUGAGGAUAACAUCUACAAAAAAGGGACUCGUUGUUCAGAUCACUAAGUUCUUGACCUUCGACGAGCCUAUACAAGUCACACUUUCUGACAGCGUUAUACGUGUCAAUGCUUCCAUCACCAAUCAGGCGUCUCGAAGAUACGCUAAGAAGAACAAAAGAAAUCUUACAGAGGGAACCGUUGGAGGCCUCAUACAACUGCACGACUUCGAGAUUGUCGCAACACAUCUUGGUCCAAGAGAUAAAAGGCUUACGCUCUAUGUCAAAGAGUUCAAGGUCAUUGGCUCGGACGGAUCUGGUAACUUUGGGGUCGCCCCUCAGGCUAUUGAGAGCAGGGAGGGGACAAAGGAGCUUUUGAACAAGCUAGCAGACUUGCGAAGACACGGACCGGACGCACACUCCCACCAGUCAGCCGCUGCGUCACCAAUCAGGUCUCAGCCCUGCACACAGACCUCCGACGCAGGGGAGAAUCAGGGUAGCCAGAUAGGCUUUGCAACUCAGGCACCUCGCUCUAACGCGUCUGUUGUUAGCAAGCCCAAGCCAUCAGAUCCAACUACCGGUAUCAACAUAGGCUCUAUCUCCAGUGCAAACAGUGUCAAGUCAUUACCUCCACCAACAAAGAGAAAAUACGGGAGUUUUUUAGCGACUUCUUUGAGUCCCCGUCAAGUGCAGGCGACCCCUCAGAGACCAAGUGUUAAUAGCACCAAAGCUCUCUUAGGCCUACUCCAACAUCAUAAGCGUACUCUACCGGUACCAGAGGUUAUCCCGCAGCCAACAACUGUGUAUUCCCUAGGGUACACUGCGGCCUCAAUCGGACCCGCUGUCGUUGAGGAAGAGAACACAGCUUCUCGAGAUAUCACUCUCGCUCCCGGUGAUGAUAAUGUUACCAGAGCUCCCAUUGAAACCCAGAAAAGAAAGAGACAGUCCCCGGACAAGACCCCAAGAAAGAAAGCAGCCGAUAGUCAUAGAGUACAUGGGAUCGACCAAGACUGUGGGAGCUUGGGUGUAGAUUGUGACCUGGACACGAAGGCGGGAUCUAGGGCAGCUGUAACCGAAGCCUCCAUCCACGCACUCCAUAGUCGGUCAGCCAGCUCCUCGAUAUCAAAAACUGCAGAUUCGUACCCUAACGCCCCAUUGGACCUCUCAGAUCGUUCCAUUUCAAAACUUACAACCUCGGUCUCCGGUCAAAACACCGGUCAAAAUCGAAUCAGGAGCAGAGACGUGAAAAUCCCGAAAGACCAAGAGGCUUUGUUGAACCGUGCGGACUCUUGGCUGCCAGCAGAGCCUGGUCAGCGCGAGCCCACAGCAAACAUACCAAUCUCUUUACUCAAGAAGCUGAAUCGGAAAGCGGACCUCCGUGCUCAACGGCCAACAAAGAGACGGAAUCAAGAAAACGGUUCAAUGACCCCGGGUGCGGUAAUUGACCUAACAGCCGACUCGGAAUCAGAUAUACCUGUAUCCUCAGGACAAUGGCCCCUAUCGCCUCAAUACCGUCAGGACUUCUUGGCUUCCAGGAGAAGUAGCGAGAGCAGCACUCCUACGAUGAGCCCCACAGUGUCUUUCAUCACUUUUCCGGGGGCCACGUCAGAAGAUCCACUAGAGCGAUCCCGGCCAGUCCGUCCGGGGUUCUUGGCUUCCAGAAGAAGUAGCGAGACCAGUACUUCUACAAAGAGUCCAAACAUAAACCUCACCGCACUCACGGAAUCGAUCCGGGCUGACCGGCGCAAUGCAGAAGUCGAAAAGAACGUUGGGAAUGUGACUGUACACAACCAGUCGAUUGAUACUGAGAUUGAGCGCCAGAAGAAGAUCGAGUUCGAAGAAUUGUCGGCAAGAUCUCCAAUGCAAGAAAUGAAGGAUGCUGCACCGCUUCCGAAUGGUACCACAUCUAUAGAACCAGAUGGCCUUGGUACAAAGCCUGGUGCGCAAGAGAAUCCAUCCUUUGAUCCCGAAACAGACUCUCCCAUGUCCGUUGCGCAGAAUACAGACAUCGAAGGUCCUGACGCAGAGCAGAGCCUGGUGAUGGAGGCAAGCUUCUACGUCUCUACUGAUGAAGCGCAGCGAGCUCAGUCUGUCGAGCUUGAUGUAUCCUUUCAGUCGCCGGACCAGAAGACCGAGAAUAGCCUUGCGAACGCAAAUGAUGGCGCAGAUCAGAAUGUCGAGUCAGAGAUCGACCUGACGGUUGCGAGCCAUGGUCAACUGGUGAACACUGGUGAGGACGCUCGGCCGGUGGACUCAAAAUCAGACACAGCCCUCAAAGAUUUACAUCCUCGGGCAGACGAAAUCGCCGAGCAGGAAAGCAAUGCGCCGACACCAGAAGUAAGAUUAGAUCAAGUCGCUGAGCCCGACACCGUCACGCUAGAGUCCCUAUAUCAACAAACAUCGUUCAGAGACAAUGCAGACACUCAGGUGUCUGGAAAAACUACACCGGAGCCUACAUCUCAACAGCAACCAGCCACAGUGGACGCAGACAUACCAAUGCCUGAUGAGAUUGCAACGGAGCGCGCAUCGCAUCAACCGUUUGAAGAAGUAGACACAAGCAGUCCCAUGCAUGACGUCUCGGUCAAUCAUGACAUCACGCCCUUGAAAUUCAUUGCUCACAUGGACGAGCCCAUGAAACAAACCACGUCUCUAUCUAUUGCCGUCCCGGUCUUCGCCGCUGAGUCUGAUAGAGAUAUUCAACCACAUCUUUCUCCUGCGGCCGUUGAACCUGUUCUCCCACUAAGCACCCCUAUGUCAGAUCUCGAAGUGAAAUCAGUCGAAGAGCACCAGAGCGCAGAACAGCUGCCGAUUCAAAUCACUAAGCAGGGAUAUUCCGCACCUCAUAACAUUUUCGAUAUUUUCAAAGCAAUGUAUCCCUCCUACCCUGGAGACAUCAAUCAUUUCGCGGCUAUAUGCAGAAAAAUCAGCCGGCUCGUGAAAGCCAAUCGAAUGGAGCAUCAAUCUCUGUGGGAUGACUUCAUCGUCAGGCACAAGCUCGAAUAUGCCCAGUACCUUCGACGAUGUGCCGAAGAAGCAGAGGAUGCCGUACCUUACGAAGAAUUCUACCAAACUGAAAUUGAGGCGCCUCAGUAUCAAAACCGUGUCAUCAAUCGACGAAGCCUAGAUGAAGCACUCGCUAUCGUCGCACGGAAGCCUAGUGCUGAUAGGGUGCACGUCGAGCCUACGAAGGAAGAUGAGCUUCGCGUUGAGCUGGUGGAGCAUAUUUUCACUUCCGAGACAGACCCCGCUAUUGAGAAGAUGCAUUAUGAAUAUGCACCUGCCAACGAUGAUAGGCCACUGGAGCUGGUAGGAACCAAAUCCGCACCGAAGCCGGCGCGCUCUGGUGACACUCAGCGGAAGCCGUCCGAAUCGCGGGUCAUUAUUGAUCUCACAGCGGACGAUCCGCCAGACGAGCAGGCUAAGAGGACAAAGCAAAGAGAAAUACUGCCCCAAUCGAGUGUUCCACAUCUAGUCAACGGUGUAUUUGGUGCGCCACGACCGUUGCAGAAUCGUCGAGAUAGCUCCGGCAGCCUACAACAGGUGCCCUAUACUCCUCCUACAACGCGAGGCUCGUAUAAGCCUCCACUUCCACAAUCAAUUCGAUCACCGCUUGUACCCGCCACGAUCUCGACCCAAAGCACUACCAAGAGCAAUCGGCGAUCUCUACCGUGGAAAGAGUCUGAUCAUGGUGUCCAUCAGAGCUCACCGAACGCAACCGCAACCAACUCUCCGGAACGACUCCCUGCUUCAGAACUGCGAGAGGUCCACGUCGAAGGAUUCAGCAACGCCCGCUUACCACUCUUGGCAAAGUCGACCCCCGAGGACGCGAAGCAGAACCAAGGUUUGCUAAACACCUGCCACAGAGGCUGGAAUACUUUCGUGGGCAGGUAUUUUUUACAGACCAUGGUCGAGCUGCUGGCCGAAAUUGCGAGCAAAGUCAAUGUUCGUGAGGCGCGCAAUCGAAUAAUGGAUGCCAUAGAUACUCGCGUUCGGGAUAACGCUUGGCGAGACGCCGAUCACCCGAGUCAAGAUCGGAAGAUAUUGAGGUCAGACCUCGAGGUGGUGAGAGGCGUUGUUGAGACCUCGAGUAUGAGCACCACGAGUCCCUUUUCUCCACCUCAUACUAGUGCGGCGGUCGAAAAGCAGGACGAAGGUACGCCGUCUAAAUGGUGGGACGAUGAGAGUUCACUAUAUGGAAGCUUCGUCAGAGCUAACACUUCGAUUCGGCAGGGUAACGGCAACAGCUUUGCCAAAGCCAACCGGGCGGAGCCAGCAGAUGCCGAGAAAGUCUACGAAGCUGCAAGUAGUGGUGUUCAGCUGAAGAAGAUCGAUAUCAUGAGAUGGAACUUGUAG
Letharia columbiana is the source of this 4467-nucleotide messenger RNA. RefSeq lists its product as uncharacterized. Gene Ontology annotation, molecular function: telomeric repeat DNA binding. Gene Ontology annotation, biological process: telomere maintenance via telomerase. The record is from RefSeq and is a predicted model, not a curated record. Lineage: Eukaryota; Fungi; Ascomycota; Lecanoromycetes; Lecanorales; Parmeliaceae. Gene Ontology annotation, cellular component: chromosome, telomeric region; telomerase holoenzyme complex. The transcript has 4 exons. Bases 1 to 4467 code for a protein of 1488 amino acids.